CCCCCCCAACCUCCACCACCCACCACAUCCACCUCGUACACCCUCUCUCGAACUUCGUCUCACCCACCAAUCCACCCUCCCACUCAUUCUCCUUUGACCUCCCCUCCCCACCUGGCCAAAUAUCAUGAGUAUGAACAUGGGGAUGGCUCCGAGUGGGUCGUCGUCGGUAGUGUUCCCUACGGCGCCGGCCGACUAUGUGCUGCUGGAAAAGGUGGGCGCAGGCUCGGCCGGUGUGGUGCACAAGGCGUACUGCAAGUCGCUCGACCGCGUGCUCGCCAUCAAGAAGAUCCAGCUGGAAGAGUGCGACAAUCUUGUCGACGUGCUUGGCGAGGUGCAUGUCCUCUCGCAGUGCCACCAUCCGAACAUUAUCUCGUACUACGGCACCAUCCAGUCCGGAGCAGAGCUCUGGAUUUUGAUGUCGUACGCCGGCGAGGGCUCGGCCGCCGAGCUGCUCUCAUUUGCGUACCCGACAGGCCUGCCGGAGCGUGCUGUGGCGACCAUCCUCUCCCAGGUUCUCUGCGGGCUGGAGUACUUUCACGACAACGCGCUUAUUCACCGCGACAUCAAGGCCGACAACAUUGUGUUUGACGUCGACGGGACGGUCAAGAUCGCCGACUUUGGCGUGGCGGCACGGCUCAAGUCGCGCGAGGACGUCAAGAACUCGUUUGUGGGCACGCCGUACUCGAUGGCGCCCGAGGUGCUCGACGAGUCGAUGCCGUACAACUCUGCGGUGGAUAUCUGGUCGGUCGGCAUCCUUGCGCUGGAGCUGGCGCUCGGGCCAGUCGCUUUUGCCAAGCAUCGUCGCGACCAGCUCUUUGCCGAAGUCCAGAUGACAGCGCAGCCGACGCUAGACAAGUUCGGCCUCUCGGAGGCCUUUGGGACUUUUGUCGACGCCUGCCUCACCCGCGAGCCGAGCCGUCGCCCGACUGCACGCUCGCUGCGGACCGCCUCGCCGCUGGUUGCGGCUACCUCGGCCCACAUCAUGGACAGCUCCGCUCUGGCCAAGACGCUCUUUGGCUCGCUGCCGCCGUUCUCGGCCCGCUUUGCCCACAACGUCGAGAUGACCCAGCGCGCAUACGUCGACAACGUCGCCGCACAGCAGUAUGGGUCGGGCGUGGGCACGCCGUCGUCGACGCCGGGCUCGCUGCCGACCUCGGCGUCGGGCGACUUUGGCCAAGUUGCCCCGCCGCUGUUGUACCACCAGUCAUCGGUACCCGGCUCGCUCAACUCGUCGACAACCAACAUCACCGGCCUUGCCGACGCUGCCAUUGCCUCUGCGUCCGAAACCUCGUCGGUCUCGGGAGUCCACGACGGGCACGACUCGUCUAUAACUUCGUCGUCGCCGGUCUCGGUCCGCGCCGACCAGCUGGAGUCGAUCACGUCUGAAGUCUGCAUCCCGCAGGCCCACCCGAGGCCGACCCACCGCACGGCAAGCCCUCUCGCUUUGAGCUCCUCUCCUCCUCUGACGCAUCCGGAUCCGCCACUGGCGGCGCGAACGGCUCCGUCGCCGCCCGCAAGCGCCCAGGCUCGCGCUUUGUCGAGGUCACGCCAGACUCACCAGACGCGCGCCCGACCCACCCGCCCGUCCCCACCGUCAGGGACGAGCCCGGAUCGCCACUCAAUCACUCGGCGCCCGAUCUCCGCGCGACCACCGGGUCCACGGAUCUCGCCACCGGCCAGCGCCUCGGCCGCUUUACCGUUACACACGUCGCCACCUCGUCGCCGCCCUCGGCCGACGACGAGGUUACAACAGAGCCAUCCAAACCCGAGCUCUCCGCCGCCGAGGCCGAGGAGGCCGCCAGGGCCCAAAAGGCUAAGAAAGCUCUGGCAGAGGUCCAGGCCCAGGUCAAGGCCCUCAACCAGUCCGAGGCCGCCCUCGCCGCCCUCCAGCAGGCCCGCCACCAGGCCGCACUCCAGGCGCAGGCCCAGGCCCAGGCGCAGGCCCAGGCCCAAGCGCAGGCCCAGGCCCAAGCCCAGGCCCAAGCGCAGGCGCAGGCGCAGGCGCAGGCGCAGGCGCAGGCGCAGGCACAGGCACAGGCAGCCGCCCAGGCCGCAGCACAGGCGCAGGCCGUUGCAGCCGCCCAAGCUCAAGCCCAAGCCCAGGCCGCGGCCCAUUCGCGAGCACAGGCCGAGGCGCAGGCGCAGGCUAACGCCCAGGCCGCGGCGCAGGCACAGGCUCUGCGCCAGGCGCAGGCACAAGCGGCUCAGGCCAACGCACAGGCCCAAGCUGCUGCCGCCGCCCGUGGCCGUAACUCGGCCAUGAGCUCACCGACUCAUCUCCGCGACAUGAUGGUCGGCGAGUCGGCGAACACGUCGGAAGAGUCGAUCCUCAACGACACCAACGGCGCUGUCGACGACGCAUCGGGCAAGCUCGAUCUGGUGCUCGCAGAGAUGGCGGCUCUCAAGAGCCAGAUGUCAGUGAUGACGACCCAGGUCCAGACCCAGCUUCAGAUGAUCUCCAUGCUCUGGCACAUGGUCCUCCAGGAGCAGGCGCUCUCGGCCGAGUGGCGCCAGCGCGCCGCUGCCGCCGCCCCGCCAACUCCGUCUGUACCCAUGCUGCCGCCGGAGCUCCUUCUCCGCCAAGUAGCCAGCGCCCCACCGAUGGGCCCGCCGCCCGUCAUCGGCACAACGCUCGGCGCCUCGAUUCCGCGCGAGCCCUCACCCGGUGCUGCGUCGUCCAUGCAGCAAGAGUUUGAGCGGCUCCGCCGCGAGAACAUGCGCCUUCGCGCCGCCGCCAUCAAUUCCGGCUCUACCGGUCACGGCGCCACUGUCGGCCACAGUACCACAAACAGCGGCUAUUAGCCCACAAUCAUGCGGGCGUUGGGACGCAUUGUCAUGCUUCAAAGUGAACAACACUCUGCGUA
This is a messenger RNA of Thecamonas trahens ATCC 50062, 2864 nucleotides long. Its product is annotated as STE/STE20/FRAY protein kinase. The transcript is spliced from 2 exons. Gene Ontology annotation, molecular function: ATP binding; protein kinase activity. The coding region runs from base 125 to 2263 and encodes 712 amino acids. The record is from RefSeq and is a predicted model, not a curated record. Gene Ontology annotation, biological process: protein phosphorylation. Lineage: Eukaryota; Apusomonadida; Apusomonadidae.